AGUCGAUGAUUGCUGCCGAACGGUUGGGUUCUCUACGCGACCUACGUGCCGUGAUUUCGUUCGCCUCAAAAUCCAGUUACAAGUGUGAAACCAAAUGUUCAAAUGCAAUGCAAUGCACUGAUCAAGUUUCGAUUGAAGAUGAUGAUGGUGUGUGUGAAAUACAUAUAGUGAAACUGUUGCAUAUCAGUUGCAUAUGAAAUUCUGAAUGAAUUUGCUGAAUAAAACUCUUCGCGCGCACCUCGCAUAAGCCGACAACAACAACAACAACAGCAACAGCAACAACAACAACAACAACCCAUACGCAUACGCACACACAACCACCCCCAACCCCCCGAUUUUUACAACCACCAGAGUCGAAUUUAACAUCGUUCUACUUUAUUUUUUUUUUGGACUCGUGACUCGGUUGCGAGUCUAUGCCUCUGUGUGUGUGCGUAUGUGUGUGUGUGUGCGCGCGCGUGUGUGUGUGAGUGCGUAACAUUGACUUGGAAGCAGGCAGGCAGGUUCGUCCAUCGCUGCUGCUGUCGGCUCUAACGGUGUGUUGUGAUUGCAGGCCAGGACGAGGCCGAAAAGCGGCGCAGAAGACGUAACGACGAAAAGCGAAAACGAAAACGCGAUGAAAAUUAAAGCUUUGCGUGGCAAAAAUCGCUAACCAAAAAAAUACAAAACAAAAAAAGAAAAGAAACGAAAUAAAAGAAAAAUAAGAAAUACAUAUAUAUUUAAUACACAUAUAUAUACAUAUAUACAUAUAUAUAUAUAUGUACACAUAUAUAUAACAACCCAAACAAGUGUAUGAAAAAUAAAGAAAAACGAGAAAUUGUAGUUGCGUAAAGGAAAACACACACACAAUUUUAGGCUAUUCGGACUAGUCGGGCGCAAAGGAAAAACGAUUAUCAUCUAAGGUCUAGAGUUCUAGAGUCGCAGCUAUAAAUAACGUCGCGCCCGCUAAUUUCGCCAAAACAUGAGAAUAUUCACAACAAUAAUACCAACAACAAAAACAGCAACAACAGCAACAGCAACAACAACAAGAGCAACAACGUCGGUGCGAAAAACUCGGCAAUUAAUCAAUUUUCCGCUUGACCAAUCCAUAAUAAAUUCAUGCGACUUGAAACCCCACAUGGAAAGUUUGCACUAUUAUCAUAAUUAAAAAAAAAGAAAAGAUAAAAGAAAAGAAGAGAAGAGAAAAAGGAACUUGGGCACAUAUCAGAGCAAACAUAUGAAUCGCCUAAUUGGCAUGGCCUAAACUAGUUGACAAACACUUGAACACAUAUCACACAGACACACACACACACACACACACAUACACACACAUAUCCACAAGAUGCAUAUCAGGCUGCUGUGUGUGCUGUUCCUGCUACCAGGAUCUCUGCUUGCCACGCGAUACAACUCGGGCAAGCAACAACUGUAUGCAAAUGCGGGCAGUACCAGCUCCAGCUCCAGCUCCAGUUCCAGUUCUAGCUCCAGUUCGAGUUCGAUCUACAAGCACUCGCAACAGAAUGAGGUAUACUCGGUGGCAGACAGCCAACCCAUGACAGACGAUGGCUAUGUGGCACCCUCGCCACCACCCUAUUAUCCGCCAAGCGAUCUGGACAAUCCCGUUCAACAGCUUAGCAGCUGCCAGACAGUGUGCGCCUGCAAAUGGAAGGGUGGCAAACAGACAGUGGAGUGCAUCGAUCGACUGCUCAUCCAGAUACCCGAGCAUAUUGAUCCCAGUACCCAAGUGCUCGACAUGUCCGGCAAUAAGUUACAAACGCUCGCCAACGAGCAGUUCGUGCGUGCGAAUCUCCUCAAUCUGCAGAAGCUCUAUUUGCGCAACUGCAAGAUCGGUGAAAUUGAGCGUGAAACCUUUAAGGGAUUGACGAACCUCGUCGAAUUGGAUCUGUCGCAUAAUCUGCUCGUGACCGUACCGAGUCUGGCCUUGAGCUAUAUUUCAUCGCUGCGCGAACUGACGCUCGCCUCGAAUCACAUCCACAAGAUCGAGGCGCAGGCCUUUGGAAGUACGCCAUCGUUGCAUAAAUUGGAUUUAUCCCAUUGCGAUAUCCAGACGAUAUCGGCCCAGGCGUUUAGUGGACUGCAGGGUCUCACCCUGCUCCGUCUGAAUGGCAACAAGCUGAGCGAACUGCUGCCCAAGACCAUCGAGACGUUGAGUCGCCUCCAUGGCAUUGAGUUGCACGAUAAUCCUUGGCUCUGCGAUUGUCGGAUGCGCGAGGCCAAGCUGUGGCUGAUGCAACGCAAUAUACCGUAUCCGGUGGCGCCGAUUUGUGCUGGUGGACCGGAACGCAUAAUCGAUCGCAGCUUUGCCGAGCUGCAUGUGGAUGACUUUGCCUGUCGGCCAGAAAUGUUGCCCAUUUCGCAUUACGUUGAGACGGCCAUGGGCGAGAAUGCAUCGAUUACGUGUCGCGCUCGUGCCGUGCCAGCUGCAAUAAUCCACUGGUACUGGAACGGGCGACAGCUGGCCAACAAUAGCGCCUUCAGCGCCUAUCAGCGGGUGCACAUGUUCGAGCAGCUCGAGGCCGGUUUCGAGAAGCGCUCGCGGCUGCUGCUGACCAAUGCCCAGGAGACGGACUCCAGUGAAUUCUAUUGCGUGGCGGAGAAUCGUGCGGGCAGCGCCGAGGCAAACUUUACACUCCAUGUUAGCAUGCGUGCUGCGGGCAUGGCCUCCCUGGGCAGUGGACAGAUUGUGGGUCUGAGUGCCGCACUCGUUGCGCUGAUUGUGUUUGCCCUGGCGGCCAUUAUGUGCCUGCUGUUGCGGGUGAAGCGACAGCCGUAUGUGGACAGCAAGACGCCCAAUCACAUGGAGGUCAUCACAUCGGUCAAUCAUCAGAAUUCCAUUACAAACAAAACCCAGCCGGCCACGGGUAACGGCAGCAUUGGUGGCGUCGUCAUAGCCAACGGCGCUGUGGCCAAUUGUAUUGAUGGUGGGCUCGCUGGCCCUGGUGGCACUCUCGAGCGCAAAACCAGCGGUGGCGGAGGCGGCGUUGGGGGCGGCGGUGUCUGCGGAGUAGGUGGUGGCAGACGGUCGAGUUGCUCGCCACACGAAAGAGAGCGCAGUGCGAAUCCGGUGCAGAAACCACCUCGACUCACAGAUCUGCCGUACUCGACGCAGGGCUACGACAAUGCUGGCAGCGUCUUGUCCACGGCAACGUGCUUUAUCUCACCGAGUGCUUCGACGGGUCAUGGCAACAAUCCGGAUCUGAUCAACGAUACGAAACGCUUUGGCAGCGAUGAGUUUGGCGAACUGAAACUGCCGGGAGCAGAGCUGACAGCCGGCAGUGGCGAGUACAGUCGAGCCAAUGGCUGUGAUUCACUCUACCCAUCUGGGCUGUGGGAGCACACGACGGCGGCGACUUCGGCGGAUGAUCUGUUUAUGAAACGCUACACGGACAAGACGCCUAUCAUGGACACCAGUCAAUUGUACGAUCUGCACGAGCGCAGCGACUACUUCAGCAAGACCUUUCCACGCAGUCAUUGCAAUGCAGCGCUGCAACAGAGCAACACAGGCUCAGCAGGUGCGGGGGCAGGUGCAGCUGCAGUAGCAGCAUCGACAACUUCAACGGCGACGACAAAUCUGUCGAUGUGUGGCUCCUCGGGCUAUCCGCAGGAUUAUGGCUUGCCUCUGGUGCCCGGCGCCGAGCAUCAGCAUAAUCAUCAGUUGCAGAUGCAUCCGUUGCAGCAGCUGCAGCAACAGUUGACCUCCACGCUCAAUCACAGCACCAGUCACAGCUCGACGCACAGUGGCAGUCCGCAUUUUAGCAGUCGCACCCUGCCACGCCUACACGAUGGAGGCGGCGGAGGAGGUGGGGGUGGCAGCAGCACGGCCUCAGCCAGCUCCUCACCAACGCCAGCGGCCAGCUCCAGUUCCUGCUCGAUUCUGCCAAAUGGGCAGCCCGUAAACGCCAAGACGAUACGGGUGUGGCAAAAGGGGGGCGUGCCCGUGCUGCCGCCCGUAACGGCACUGAAGCGUGCGCUCAUCAGCAGCAGUCGCAAUUCACCGGACGAGGGCUAUCAGGAGGGAUGUGGCACAGAUGUCUAAGCUUGAGCCACCAGCCACAAAACACACACACAAUCCCCAGCAGAACUGACUAAACUUAAACUUUAACUCAACAAAAAAUAUAUUUAAAAAUAUAUAU
This is a messenger RNA of Drosophila grimshawi, 4127 nucleotides long. RefSeq lists its product as uncharacterized. The transcript has a single exon. Bases 1319 to 4030 code for a protein of 903 amino acids. Lineage: Eukaryota; Metazoa; Arthropoda; Insecta; Diptera; Drosophilidae. The record is from RefSeq and is a predicted model, not a curated record. Gene Ontology annotation, molecular function: protein binding.